Polypterus senegalus (gray bichir) is the source of this 4671-nucleotide messenger RNA. It is a transcript of the gene adcy7, whose product is annotated as adenylate cyclase 7. Lineage: Eukaryota; Metazoa; Chordata; Cladistia; Polypteriformes; Polypteridae. The transcript has 27 exons. Gene Ontology annotation, molecular function: adenylate cyclase activity. Gene Ontology annotation, cellular component: plasma membrane. The record is from RefSeq and is a predicted model, not a curated record. The coding region runs from base 513 to 3785 and encodes 1090 amino acids. Gene Ontology annotation, biological process: adenylate cyclase-inhibiting G protein-coupled receptor signaling pathway; intracellular signal transduction; cAMP biosynthetic process.
AAUGCCUCGUUUUCUCUCUCCGCUUCCACAGAGUAGGGCGCGCGGCGCGCAGCGCGCGUAACGUCGCUUCCUCUCAGCACAGAGCGCAGCGCCUCGUUUCCUCUCUGCGCGGCGCACACGCUGCGAUUCUCGUGCAUUGGGCAGUCUGCCGCCUCAGCUGUAGGACGGAACGCGCAGCUCAGCCCACGAGUGGAGAAUUUGCGCGCCUCUCAGAAACGUCGUCGUCUACUGGAGCGUCGACAAGGAAAGCGUCGGCAGCACCGGGAGCGGAGCGACAGGAUUGUUGCUACUGCUGCCAACAAAUGAAGUAUUACAAGAAAAGGGGCAGCCAGUGGAAGCACUGAACAUGUGGCCUUGGUUGUUUGGAGAAAUUAGAUGGGUGCCUGAAAUGGGAAGCAGCUGAGAGAACGUGGCAAGGCAGAGUGGUGGGGAGGAGGAAGUAAGCAGAGAUAGAGGUUGUCUCUGUCUGCCCUUCACUCUGUCUUUGUUACAGUGUGAGCAGCCUAUCCACCAUGUUGGCCAAAAGGAAGUACUUGCUGAACAAUCUGGAACCUGACCGCCUUGCCCUUUAUAAGCAAUACCGCUGCAUCUACCAGUACCAACUUCUUGUUCUUUUGUUGGGCAUCAUGAUCAUUUUCUGUAUAGCUCUUAUCUCCACCUUUUUUAGUUCAAAACUGGUUGCUUCAGAAUACCAAGCCUUCCUCAUCUCUGUGUUUGGGGGUCUUGUCCUGUUUGGCGUUGUCUUUGCUUUUGUUUGCACUGAGUCGCUCUUUCAGAAAUGGAUGCGCACCUUUGGCAUUGUGGUCUGGAUUUGUCUUCUUGCUAUGGGCUAUGCCUUUAUCUUCAGUGGCGAUAUGGUUCACACCUGGGACCAGGUGCCAUUUUUCCUCUUUAUAAUUUUCACUGUGUACAGCAUGCUUCCAUUUCGGAUGAAGGAUGCAGUCAUUUUUAGCCUCCUGUCUUCAGUGUCUCAUAUAGUUGUUAGUGUCAGUGUGACUGACUGGCAGAAGUGGUCCAUUGUGUUGUGUCAGCUGGUAUCCAACAUCAUCAUUUUCCUGUGUGGAACUGUGGUGGGUGCAUUCCACAAGGUCUUUAUGGAGAGUGCCUUGCAACAGACCUUUAAAGACACCCUGAACAGCCUUAAAAUCCGAAUGAAGUUAGAGAUUGAAAAACGGCAACAGGAGAAGCUGCUGUUGUCUGUGUUGCCAGCCCACAUCUCCAUGGAAAUGAAACUGGCCAUUAUUGAACGACUGAAAGAAAGCAAAGAUGCUCAGCAGAGGCAGGUGAAGGACAACAACUUCCACAGUCUUUACGUCAAGAGGCACCAGAAUGUCAGCAUCCUGUACGCAGACAUUGUGGGCUUCACUCGUCUGGCCAGUGACUGUACUCCCAAAGAUCUUGUUAUCAUGUUAAAUGAAUUAUUUGGGAAAUUUGACCAGAUUGCAAAGGAGAAUGAAUGCAUGCGAAUUAAGAUUUUGGGUGACUGCUACUACUGUGUGUCAGGGCUGCCAGUCUCAUUGCCCAAUCAUGCCAAGAACUGUGUCAAAAUGGGCCUGGAUAUGUGUGAAGCUAUAAAGCAGGUGAGGGAAGCCACUGGGGUUGAUAUCAACAUGAGAGUUGGAGUACAUUCUGGAAAUGUUCUCUGUGGCGUUAUUGGACUUCGAAAAUGGCAGUAUGAUGUGUGGUCACAUGAUGUCACCUUGGCCAAUCACAUGGAGUCUGGAGGCUUGCCUGGCCGAGUGCAUAUCACUGAUGCCACCCUGAAACAUCUAAAUGAUGCCUAUGAGGUGGAAGAAGGGAAUGGUCACCUGAGAGACUCAUACCUGAAGGAGCAGCAUAUACAGACCUACCUUGUCAUUGAUCCCAGGUCAAAGGAUCCCCAAGUACACAACAAACAUCUGCCAAGGCCUAAGGUAAAUGAUGGUCUCAAGGGACGUGCGUCAGUGAGGAUGACCAGGUACCUGGAGUCGUGGGGUGCUGCCAAACCCUUUGCUCAUCUCCAGAAUCGUGAGGCACUAGCCAGUGAAGCAUUAGCUGGUAACAGCAAGUUCUGCAAGGACAUUCCUAUGCGGCCCAUUCCUUUCCAAACAAAACUAGACAGCUUUGAUGAAACUACGCAGGAGCUGCUCUCUCCAACUGUGUCAUCACAUUUGACCUCUAAAAACAAAUCCCAGAAGAAUAAGUUUAAUGAGGAACUUCACAACAAGAUGGUGACAACAAUUGAUGAGCUAAACUCACUGAGGCAGUGGAUCAAACUAGAGGAGUUUUAUAGCAUCUCACUGUACUUUAAAGAGAUGGGGUUGGAGAAACCAUAUCGAAAUACAGACCUUCCUGGAUUUCAGUACUACCUGGCUUGUGCAACCUUUGUGUUCCUGUGUAUUCUCUCUGUGCAGUUGCUUGUCUCUCAAAGGUUUCAUGAAAUGGGGGUUUUCUUUGGAGUGAUAACUGUGAUGCUUCUCUGUACUAACUUGCUGUGUUUUACCAGUGACAUAGUGCGCAAAUUUUGCUCCAAGCCGCCUAGGCUGAUAAGAAUGCUUUCAGUCAUCUCGAAAUCCAUACAAAAGAAGCCCUAUGUACGACUGCCAGUGACCAUCCUAGUCAUAAGCAUCAUCCUGGUACCGGCAAUUUUGGCUCUGGUUUAUCUGGAAAAACUUCCAACUGAUUCGGCAAACAAUACUACACAAGAGCUGGAGCUUUCUUACCUACCGUACUAUGUAUACUGCUGCCUUCUGGGACUCAUGGCUGGCUGUGUAUUCCUGCGAGUGAACUUUGAACUGAAGUUAUCCUUCCUGGUGUUGUCCUGCUGCAUUUACUUUACUUUCAUCUUAAAGACACAGUCACCCAACAACUACCCAAAACAGCCAUGUGGCUCAAACUGUACUGAAUUGUUAAACCACCUUCCCUUUAUACUUGAAGACCCAACAACGAUGAGCUGCAUCUACACCCUAUUGUUUGUACUCACCUUGUUAAUCCUUACCUGGCAGAAUGAGUACUGCUACAGGAAAGACUUUCUGUUAAAGAACAAAAAUCAGCAGAAACAAGAAGAGAUUGAGACCAUGGAGAAUUUGAACAGAUUAUUGCUUGAAAAUGUGCUUCCAGCUCAUGUAGCUGCCCAGUUCAUUGAGGACAACAAGAAAAAUGAGGAAUUCUACUACAACUCGUAUAACUGUGUCUGUGUCCUAUUUGCCUCCGUUCCUGACUUCAAGGAAUUCUACACUGAAUGUGACAUUAAUAAGGAGGGUCUGGAGUGUCUCCGGCUGCUUAAUGAGAUAAUCGCUGACUUUGAUGAGCUUCUAUCAAAACCCAAGUUUAGUGGAGUGGAGAAAAUUAAAACAAUUGGAAGCACCUACAUGGCAGCUACAGGCCUCAGUGGGAAUCAACACAUGGAUAAUAAUCAGGACUCGGACAGACAGCAUAUGCAAAUUGGCAUCAUGGUGGAAUUUGCUAUCGCUAUGAUGGGAAAACUUGAUGGGAUUAAUAGACAUUCAUUUAACAACUUUCGUUUGCGCAUUGGAAUGAAUCAUGGUCCUGUGAUUGCUGGAGUCAUUGGUGCACGUAAACCCCAAUAUGAUAUCUGGGGCAACACUGUGAAUGUUGCCAGCAGAAUGGAGAGCACAGGGGAGCUUGGAAAAAUUCAGGUUACUGAAGAAACAACCAAUAUUUUGCAAAAACUUGGAUAUGUCUGUGAAUGUCGGGGGUUGAUCAGUGUAAAGGGAAAAGGCGAGCUGCGCACAUACUUUGUCUGCACUGAUAUGACUAAAUCACAGGGCAUUUCUCUGAACUGAUGUACCCUUCUGCACAUGAGGAAUUCAUGGAGGGCUGAAUCACUUUGACUGGACAUGGAUCCUGUUUGCACUAGUGAUCAAGACAAAGUAUAAGGUUUUAUCAGUAAAUUACUUGGGUACAACUGUCUCCUAUCUGCAACAAUGUGAUCAAGACCCAAACAAAGGCUCUGAUCUUGCUACAGUUGGUCAGAUAAACCUCGUACGUACAUUCUUGUGACCAAAACAUGGCGACAUUGCAUCAGCUUUUUUGGAGAAAGACUGAUACAGAAUGCUGUGGCUUAGUAAGCGAAGAGACGAUGGAGUUAUUUUUACACCAACAAGAACCCAAAGAUGCUUUGACAAUGGAGAAAAUGGAUAUGGCUAUUGAACUAGAGCAACAAUUGCCUGGUUUUCUCCAUCUGAAGUAUGGUAUUUUGUGAAUAUUCUGUUGCAGACCAAAUUACAAUUUUAAAAAGAAUGUAUCAUUUAACAUUGGCAUCUUUAAUACCAUUUAUUAAUACAGCUGUGAAUAUGUGUGUAAAGCACCAAAAAUCUUCUCCCCUUCCUGUUAAAAAAGCUGUGGCUUGGGCUAUAUGGCACCAUAUUUUCAUGAGGCUGUAUUUUUCUGCCCUUUAUUCUAUUUUUAACAGCACUAUCUGCUUAUUUGUGGCAUUUGGAUGAGCCUCUGCAUUAAAUGGAAUUAUUCACACUUGUGCAGCUUGUGGGUCUGCAUGUAGGCUUCUGCUGGGGUGGGUAAGAAAUACCUCCUCACUUUCCUCUAUGGUGCAAUCACUUUUUAAACCUUAUUUUUAAAUUUAAAUGACAUGCAAAGAGUGACAUAGGACAGAGACUAACCUUCCACUGGAAGAUUUUGGACAAUGUAUAUAAUAAAGAUAUCUAAAACAUG